Colletotrichum lupini is the source of this 264-nucleotide messenger RNA. RefSeq lists its product as uncharacterized. Lineage: Eukaryota; Fungi; Ascomycota; Sordariomycetes; Glomerellales; Glomerellaceae. The transcript is spliced from 3 exons. The coding region runs from base 1 to 264 and encodes 87 amino acids. The record is from RefSeq and is a predicted model, not a curated record.
AUGUAUCCGUACGUAUAUGAGAAAAAGGGGACUCAGAGACUCCAGACCUCCGUCAUUCCAUCUCAGCAGGGCUGCUGGCGCUGUCUGAGUCUCUGCCGCUGCCAACAAGCCCGCAUGACACACCUCAAAGAGACAGGUCUAGACCACGGACCCUCCCAAAAAGUAGGCGGGGGCCAAGCCGGACCGCCGCCCUCCCGGCGCGCCUCGCACCGGCCCUCCUCUAACAAACGUUCUUCCCUACAUCCAACGACACUAGCUCUCUAG